AUGAAUGCGGCAGCAGACUUGUCUCGCCGUUCCUCCUCUGGAGCCCACCGCGGCUCGCCUCAGGCGAGACUCUCUGAGCGUCGCCGGUCUGGAGCUGCCAAUCUCCACGAAGCCUCCCAUUCUGACCCUACCGGCACCGAGUCUCCUCAGAAUAGACACAAUCGCUCCUCGUUUGGGAGUGCCUUCAGAACGCAUAGUCCUACCAGCAUUGCUGGAAGCCCUGUGAUUGCUACUGGAGACCCCCACCAUCAGCGUGCCCCUUCACUUGGCGAGCUGCACCAGGAGCUUGAGCAGGAGCAGGAAGCUCAAGUUAAUCGACUCUUGUUGAUGAUUCGCAACCAGCAAGCCCAGUUGCAGCAGCUUCAAUCACAGCAGCAGACCGCAGCAGGCGGCGGGACAGCCAUCGAUGACUCAACUCCCACCUCAGAGAGAUCAUUCUCCUUCCCACCUAUCCCACCGCUACCUGCUGCUAGCCAGCGAAUCCCUAUUCCUACUGGGUCUAACCUCUCUGCACGACGGGGCUCGAACGCUGCCAUGUCCCCGCUUACCUCCAUUCACCCUGCCGGGACCCAGGGAGAGACCGGCACUAGCGUGGGGAGCAAUGACUGGCUCCAACUCUCAGAGUCUAAUGGCCGUCGAGGCAGCAGAGAUGAAAGCUCUUACUACCAAGCUGAGACAGCUGCUUUGUCUAGAGAGAAUCAGAUGCUCAAGGUUCGCAUUAGGGAGUUAGAGCGACAAGUAGCCGAGUUGACUGCUAAUAAUAGCCAAUCAUCGCCACCAGCAACCCAGCCAAGUGAGAGUGCUCAGCCAACUCCUGCCGCGUCUGCUACUACCUCUGCCGCUACAACUGAUGCUGCUACUUAG
This is a messenger RNA of Trichophyton verrucosum HKI 0517, 864 nucleotides long. RefSeq lists its product as uncharacterized. The transcript is spliced from 3 exons. NCBI's taxonomy places the organism in Eukaryota, Fungi, Ascomycota, Eurotiomycetes, Onygenales, Arthrodermataceae. The record is from RefSeq and is a predicted model, not a curated record. The coding region runs from base 1 to 864 and encodes 287 amino acids.